UCCCGCGUUGUCACAAUAGUUAUUGUUAAUAAGGUUAUCAAGUUAUUAUGCCUGGUGUGUCAGAAGAUUCGUCUAAGUUUUCGCACAGGGUGUUCAAUAAUGAUCCCCUCGAGUUUCAAGGUUAUGUUAACAAGAAGGUUAUUGUUACGGCCCGAGAUUCGAGUGUUCACACGGGAAUUGUGUACACAGUCGACCCGGUAUCGGAGAGUGUUGUCCUAGUUACUUCGGAAGAGAAUUCAGAACUUCGGUUAAAAGUGAUCCUCGGACAUGCGGUUGAAACGAUCGAGGUAUCAUCGGAGCCUGGAAGAAUUAUACCUGAGCUCUUUGCAGCACCUACCAUUAAAAUGUCUCAGCCAGAACUUGCGGAAAGGAAGAGAGCGGUUAAAGAAUUACUGUCCAAUAACCGAUUUCCAGUUGAAGAAGAGAAUGAUGUUCUACGAAUAAAAGGGGUAUUAUCGAUUGAACCUCCUUACGUACCUGCAUCUUGCAUCUGUACCAAUGAAAUAAUCCUGAGGAGGAUACAAAGUCUUCUUUCCCAAGCGCCUGACUCGGUAAGCUAGCGGACAAGCAGAAACGUAUUCUGCCCUCCAUGAGUGGAGUCGCGGGAAAACCGACGCCCACUGUUGCUAUCUUCCUCGUCGUAAGCGUCCGCAC
Molecule: messenger RNA, 654 nt
Organism: Orussus abietinus
Lineage: Eukaryota; Metazoa; Arthropoda; Insecta; Hymenoptera; Orussidae
Product: gem-associated protein 6
Exons: 3
Coding region: 48-560 (170 amino acids)
Biological process (GO): spliceosomal complex assembly; spliceosomal snRNP assembly
Cellular component (GO): SMN complex; nucleus
Source: RefSeq, a predicted model, not a curated record